Dicentrarchus labrax (European seabass) is the source of this 2184-nucleotide messenger RNA. Its product is annotated as hyaluronan and proteoglycan link protein 3-like. Bases 298 to 1395 code for a protein of 365 amino acids. NCBI's taxonomy places the organism in Eukaryota, Metazoa, Chordata, Actinopteri, Moronidae. The record is from RefSeq and is a predicted model, not a curated record. Gene Ontology annotation, molecular function: hyaluronic acid binding. Gene Ontology annotation, biological process: cell adhesion. The transcript is spliced from 7 exons.
GGUGAAUGAAAUUAGGGAACUUCUCCACACCUGGCAUCCCUGUCCUCCCUCCACUCACUGCUGGCAGAAUCACACAAAGAAACCCACUGUGUGCAUCAGAGCUUCUGCGUCCUCUCUGGAGACACUGAUUUGUUUCCAACAGACUUCUGACCUCAGUGCAUCUUUUUCGUUUGCUCCACAGCAUCAAAGCUUUCUUUGGGAAGGGAUUUAAACCACGCAAACGGAAUAUCAAGGUGUUUUGCGGCUUUAGGAUUGCACAGAGACCACGAAGGAUCAGGAUUUGUCGUUGCAGCCAGGAUGAUGAUUUAUUGCACCCAAACUCUGCUGUUGCUGUUGUCUCAUGUGGUUCUGUCAGGCCGGGCCCUGACUGUCCCCACAAUCCCUGACAGCUUCUUCUACCACGACUUCCUAAAUGGAAAUGGCAACAAAGAAAUUCAUUUCAGUGGUGUGAAGCUGCAUGUGGACUCUGCUCAGCCAUCAGUGUUUGCGGUCAGAGGGGGUAACGCCACCAUGCCGUGCAGGUUUUGGCACGAGCCUGAGUUGAGCUCACCAAGGGAGGUCCGUGUCAAGUGGUCUUGGCUGCCUGUUGCUGGGGGAGAGGAGAUAGACGUGCUGGUGGUUAUUGGCUCCCGCAGUCGAAGUUUUGGGGAGUUCAGAGGUCGUGUGCAGCUCAGACAGGAUUUCCCAGGAGAUGCCGCACUUGUGAUGACUAAACUCCAGCUGAAUGAUACAGGCCAUUACCGCUGCGAGGUGGUGGACAGACUGGAGGACGAGAGCUCUUCAGUUAAUCUGGAGUUACGAGGUGUGGUGUUUCCCUACCAGCACCCUCAUGGUCAGUACCACCUGAGCUUCCUGGGAGCCAAGCAGGUCUGCGAGGAGCAGGACUCCACAAUGGCCACCUUCACGCAGCUGUUUCAGGCCUGGAAGGAGGGUCUGAACUGGUGCAAUGCAGGCUGGCUGGCUGACGGGACAGUCCAGUACCCCAUCACCCGGCCCAGGAUGCCCUGCGGGGGGCACGGCCUCGCCCCAGGUGUCCGGAGUUACGGCAAACGGCACCCGCACCUUCAUCGCUAUGAUGUCUUCUGCUUCUCGUCUUCCCUCCAAGGUAAAGUCUUUUAUCUUCAGCCCUCUGACAAGAUGACCCUGACUGAGGCUCAGCAGGCGUGUCAGGAGUACGGAGCAGAGAUCGCCAAAGUCGGGCAGCUCUACGCCGCCUGGAAAUUCGCAGGGCUGGACCACUGCGACGCUGGCUGGCUGGCUGACGGAAGCGUCCGGUACGCCAUCACCAGGCCACGAAGAAACUGUGGUCCCUCUGAGCCCGGAGUGCGCAGCUUUGGCUUCCCACCUCCCCAGCACAAGCAUGGAGUCUACUGCUACGAGUCAGAUGAUGAAUGACUGUAGAUCGCCCUCUUCAAAUGUAAAGUUGACACUGAUUUCUUAAAAGAAUAUAUAUCCUUAUGACCAAGAGAGACACAGUCCUAUUUUAUACUUGUUGUGAGGUAUCAUUUUACAUCUUCAUGCCUCUAAAAAUGAUUCAAAUAACAGAGAAAACAGUUAGCUUGGUUAUAGACAGUGUUGAUGGGUCACAAGUAGACAUUGGUUCAUUUUGAUUUUUCUGUUUGACGCUACUGGAUAGAGUGAAAGUGAAGAUAGUGGUAGGAAACACGAGCAGAGAGAGGUAUGUAAGUUCUCCAGCCACAAAUCAAACCAGGUAUGUUGUGGUUAUCUGGUAUAUGCUUUAACCGCUAGGCCACCAGGACGCCCUGACAUUGCUUCAUUUAAAGUGAGAGUUAUAAGCCAAAAAGAUCGGAAACCACUGACUAGUGUAAACCCUUUUUUUUAUUACUAUUAUGUUUACAUCUCAAUAUAUUUUUUAUCCGUACAUUCUUUCUGUUAAUUUCUUUUGUACAUGAGAGCAAAGCAUUUACAAAGAUGUUGUCUCUCCCUUUAUGAUAUAAGCUAUUAAAAUUAAGAUUUUUAAUUUUACUUGGAAUUCUAUGAGCUGAUGAAGACCAUGACUUCUAUGUGGAAUUUAAGUUGUGAUUAAUUACUUUGUUACUGACAGUUCUGCUGUAUAACCAUGUACCUCUGGUGAUUUUCACAUUAUAGAAGGUGUUGGGUGAUUUUGCAGCUUAUUUUUAUAUAACAAAUGCCUUUUCUAACCAUUAAAAUCCUUGCACAGAA